CCUGGAACCUGGCUGGAGUCCUGUGGAUACAGAUCCACAUCCCUAUUUCCAAGUGGAUUUUCUGUUUCCCACCUUCAUCUCUGGAGUAAUUACUCAGGGCGGAACCCGAGCUGGGGGCUUCAUCACCAGCUACCGACUCAUGUACAGCUACGAUGGGAUCCGCUUUGUAAACUACACUGACACCAUGGACUGGUCACAACCUGCCAAGAUCUUUCCAGCAAACACCGACACCAACACCCCAGUCAGACAGGACCUCAAGCAUCUUAUUUUUGCUCGUUUCUUGAGGAUUGUCCCGGUUGAACAUCACAAUGGGAUUUACCUGCGCACUGAGAUCCUGGGCUGUCCAUGGAAUCGGGAACCUGGCCUGAGGACUGUGCCAGAAAGGACCACUCCCUCCUCGGGCAGAUCCUCCACCAUCACUCGAACAGCAGAUGGACAAAUCACCAUGGCAACCAGUGUCCAUCCCAGUUUCUGUGAUCCUGGAGGGUUUCAAUGUUGGAAUGGGGAAUGUGUGAGUGUGAAGACAGCUCUGUGCAAUGGCCAACCUGACUGCAGUGACUUCUCUGACGAACAGGGCUGUGGAACAGGACGGACUGUCCCCCAGGGGGGUGAGUCAACAGGAUUCCCUGAUUGGAGUCGGCUGAGCUCCCAAACAGAGCACACACCAGCAGGAGCAACAACAGCUUCUGGAAAGUUCCCUGUGCCAGCACCCAGCUCAGAGACAGCAUCGGCCUCUCUGACAACAGGAAGUCCCACAGGCUAUUCCACAACAUUCUGGGAGGAAUUACCCCCAAUUCUCCGUGUUCUUUGUCUUCACGAUCAGUUCAAGUGUGACUCGUUGGAUUGUGUCGAUUCUGACACAGUUUGUGACGGGAUUGCAGACUGUCUGGAUGGCUCCGAUGAGAGACACUGUGGUCCCACUCCUGCCUCUGUGACUCCAAACCGAGAGGCUCCUGAAUUGAUUCCAUUGACCAAUACAAGCAGAUCCUGUUCGGUGAAACAGUUCCGGUGUGGCAGUGGAGAGUGUGUAAGCCAGCACCAACAAUGCAACUUGCAGCAGGACUGUCAGGAUGGUUCAGAUGAGAAGGACUGUGUACACUGUGUGAUCUCUGAAUGGACCCAGUGGAGUGCAUGCACUCACACCUGCAGUUUGGGUGUAAGGUUCCGACAGAGAGACAUCCUGCGACCGGCUCUCCCUGGGGGACAGUGCGAUGUUACAUUGUGGGAUUCUCAUGCCUGCUUUAUCCAGGCCUGCCCAGUCAAUGGUCAAUGGUCAGAGUGGAGUGAUUGGUCAGUCUGUGAUGCAGAGUGUAGCGGUGGAGUUCGAUCCCGUCACCGGGACUGUGUGAAUCCACCGCCAAAGAACGAAGGCCAGUCGUGUCCGGGCAUCGCCAUGGAAACAGAGUCCUGUAACCGUCAGCUCUGUGAGGGCACCACGGACUGUGAUCCUGGGAUGGUCUAUGUACCAACUGAUGGAUGUGACGCUCUCUCCCAUGAUCCCUGUCCAGCCUCGUGUCAGGAGCUGAGCUCAGGGACAAGCUGUAACAGGAAAUGCCUGGAAGGCUGCCGUUGCCCCAAAGGUCUUUUCCUUCAGGACCAAGGUUGUGUGAAUAUCACUGAGUGUCGCUGUCAUUGGGGGAACAAGAUUUACCAACCUGGACAACUCAUCACCAUGACCAACUGCAGCAACUGCAUCUGUUACCAUGGCCGCAUUUCCUGCGAUGAUUCCCUUUGUCCUGUUGACUGUGGUUGGUCAGCAUGGUCACCAUGGACGCCAUGUAACCCUCGGUGUGGUGUCGGAGUUCAGGAGCGAUACAGAUCACCCACUAAUCCCACUGCCUCAACAGAUGGUGCCCCCUGUGUGGGCGAUAAUGUGGGGGUGCAGGGCUGUUACACUGCCUGCAGAUCAGAUGUUGGGGAGUCGGUCCGUGGAUGGAGUCCAUGGUCUCCUUGGUCACCAUGUAGUCGAUCGUGUUUCUAUGAUGUGGAUGAGGUCUCAGUGAGGAGGCGAUUCCGGGAGUGUCCCAGUGCUGGUCCUAGUACCUCCUCGCAAUGUCUGGGAGACUCUGUCCAAGAGGAACGCUGCCUCAUUCAGCCCUGUGCAGUACCUGGAGGUUGGAGCUCCUGGAGCCUGUGGUCUGAGUGCAGUUCACUGUGUAACUUUGGAGUGCAGUUCAGGAACCGAAGCUGCACAAACCCCCAGUCACGCCACGGAGGCAACCAAUGUGUUGGUCCACACAUUCAAACACGGGACUGUAACACUCAGCCAUGUGAUCACACUUGUCCAGACGGGAUGGUCUACCUCACUGUGGAUGAGUGUCUUCAGUCAGGUGGUCCUUGUCCCCGGGGAUGCCUUGACCUGACAGACAGUGUACAAUGUACCACCCAUUGUUACGAAGGCUGUUACUGCACCGACGGACUCUUUCAGCAGAAUGGCUCCUGUGUCCCACCAGAACAAUGUAACUGUUACUAUCACGGCCAGUGGUACCCAGCCGGCUACAUCUUUUACAAGGAUCCCUGCAAUAACUGCACAUGCCUGUCUGGAGACCUGGUUUGUGGCAAUCUUCCCUGUGCAGUGGACUGUGCAUGGAGCCGCUGGACACCGUGGAGUUCCUGCAGUAGAAGCUGUGACGUUGGAUCCAGAAGGAGAUUCCGAUCACCCACAAACCCUCCUGCAGCAUUGGGUGGGAGAGAGUGUGAGGGUGACAUGAUGGAAAUGGAGUAUUGCAGUCUGCAGCUCUGUGACAGAGUGUGGAGUGAGUGGGGUCAAUGGUCAGAAUGUUCUGUCUCUUGUGGUGGGGGUUUCAGGAACCGAACGCGAGUAAAUAUCUCGUCACAAAGCAGUCAGCUGACCAGCUGUAACAACCAGCCAUGUGAAGCCCAUCAAUUGAACUGCUCUGAUGGGACUGUGUGGCGAGAUUGUUCAGUCGGACCUGAAACUUGCACAGAGCUCAGUGCGGGAAAGGAGUUGAGUCGGAACUGCAGCCCUGGAUGUUACUGUCAGGAUGGGCUCCUCUUCCAGGAAGGUGAUUGUGUACCUGUCACUGAUUGCCAGUGUGUGGAUGGAGGGCAGGUUUACCAAGCUGGUGCCACUGUACUGAAAGACUGUAAUUCCUGCACCUGCCUUUCUGGACAGAUUGGAAACUGUACUCAGAGAGUGUGCGAUGUGAAUGGUGAUUGGUCGGACUGGACUCCAUGGAGUGAUUGUUCCAUUUCAUGUGGAGGGGGUAUCCAACGUCGAUUCCGGUUCUGUACGAACCCCCGUGCUGCUGGGAAUGGUCUGCCCUGUCUUGGUCCAGAGGAGGAGAUUAACCCCUGUAAUGUGCAGCAGUGUUCAAGAGCUGGUGCCUGGGGAGAGUGGUCCUUGUGGAGUGAUUGUUCACGAAGCUGUGGGGACGGUGUGAGAUCUCGAAGCCGGCUUUGUGAUAGACCCCCUCCCCAGGGAGAUGGGGAUUUCUGUGAGGGUCCAAGCUCUGGAACUGAGCCGUGCCACAGGGAGCAUUGUCCAGUGGUAAACUGUUCUUCAAUUGUGGGCUCUGUCUACCACCAAUGUGGACCGUCCUGCCCCCGGAGCUGUGAUGACCUCACGCGAUGUGUAUGGAGCUGUGAGCCAGGCUGUUACUGUACAAAUGGGAAGGUUUUAAAUGAAAAUGGAUCGUCCUGUGUUGAACGAAAGGAUUGUACAUGUUUGGAUCUGAGAACAGGGACAAGAUUGUUACCGGGAACAGUUAUACCUCAGGUUAACAGCUGCAACUCCUGUUCCUGUGUGAACGGAGAACUAGCCUGUACCAACAUGCCUUGCCCUGGUAAGUAUUGUCCAGUCCCUCACCAACCUUCAACAACUCGACCUCUCAGUCUACUGGCCCCUAUCUGGAGAAUUUAUUCAGCUCGUCACCUGUAA
This is a messenger RNA of Chiloscyllium plagiosum (whitespotted bambooshark), 3901 nucleotides long. The record is from RefSeq and is a predicted model, not a curated record. NCBI's taxonomy places the organism in Eukaryota, Metazoa, Chordata, Chondrichthyes, Orectolobiformes, Hemiscylliidae.